Messenger RNA from Camelus dromedarius (Arabian camel), 1832 nucleotides. RefSeq names its product SFT2 domain containing 1 (gene SFT2D1). The transcript has 8 exons. Gene Ontology annotation, biological process: vesicle-mediated transport. Gene Ontology annotation, cellular component: membrane. NCBI's taxonomy places the organism in Eukaryota, Metazoa, Chordata, Mammalia, Artiodactyla, Camelidae. Bases 869 to 1339 code for a protein of 156 amino acids. The record is from RefSeq and is a predicted model, not a curated record.
GUGUAUAAGUAAAGGAGCAGCAGAGAUACUGGCCAGCACGGGGAAGCACAGCUACUAUUUUGUAACGACUUCAAAGGGAGUGUAAUCUGUGGAAAGGCUGAAUCACUGCGCUGUGCGCCUGGAGCUAGCACAGCAUUGCAAGUCAACUCUACGUUGAUUUUCAGAAAUGUGUACUUAAUCAAUACUGUAUUCCAGCUUCUUGUAUAAAAUACGCAGAGUAUGCUUUUCCCACAUAAUCUGGUCAGAAUUUGCAUGGCAUACAGAAAUGUUGUUGCUCUAGAAUUAAUUAUCAUUUCAAAGUGUGUGUUUAAUGAUGGUUGAGGAGAUGCCCAAGGCUUUUGUGAGUUGCUUUUAACUGAACUUUUUCUAACAGAAGUUGGGAGUGUGUCCAUCCCAUGGCGGACACUCCUGGUGGCUCCCCAGGUUGCUGUUGUUAGGCGGGUGCACCUGUUGCCCAGCAGCUGGACUCCUGUGUGAGCACGAGGAGGUCGUGCAGGUCCUCUACCCCAGCCCUCCGCCCCCCGCCUGCAGCCAGUGGCCAGCUGAUGGGAGGUGCAUUCCAGAAGGUCGGCCCGGCCUCGGGGAGCCAGUGACCUGAGGUGCAGCUUUCGCCGAGGUCCAGCCAGACCACGGCCUGGCGCAUUCCCCCCUUCUCUGUCCAGCUUCCCUCCCUGCUCCCAAGGUUUCUCCCGGGAGCUGUUCCUGCAGGAGAAGCCCUGACCCCGGCUCUGCCUGUUUUUGCCUGAGCACCCUCAGACGCAGACGCCGAGAGAGGGCUGUGUCCCGUGACGCCACCUCUGUGUGUGUCAGCAGUCAGCCCGUCUUCCUUCAUCUUUCCCCUGUUUUUUUAAUAACUGAGCAUUUUGUGAUGCGUCUCACACUUAGGACAUUUCCUCCACAUCAGCGCUUCUGUCCCCAGCAGGUCCUGGACGCCUCGUCCCUCAGCUUCAGCACCAGGCUGAAGUGGUUCGCCAUCUGCUUCGUGAGCGGCAUCUUCUUCUCCAUCCUCGGGACUGGAUUGCUGUGGCUUCCUGGUGGCAUAAAGCUUUUUGCAGUGUUUUAUACCUUUGGAAAUAUUGCUGCCUUAGCCAGUACGUGCUUUUUAAUGGGACCCAUGAAGCAGCUGAAGAAAAUGUUUGAAACAACACGAUUGCUUGCAACGAUUAUUAUGCUUCUGUGUUUCGUACUUACCCUGUGUGCUGCUCUCUGGUGGCACAAGAAGGGGCUGGCCUUACUAUUCUGCAUAUUGCAGUUCCUGUCGAUGACCUGGUAUAGCCUGUCUUACAUCCCGUACGCAAGGGAUGCAGUAAUUAAAUGCUUUUCUUCACUCCUGAGUUGAAAACCAGAAACUCUGAAAAGACCAUUUGAAAGUUGAUGUUCUGUUUGUGGUGAAGUAUACUUUUCCUGGUACAGUAGUCACUCAAAAAACAACCGCACUGACCGGUUAAGACCAUUUGUGUACUGAUAAAAACUACUUGCUGAUUAAACUCUUCAAUGCUUGUGACGUUAAACUCACUGUGUGUCUGCCAUUAAUGUGCUCUUCCAAAGAUGAGAUUUUUAAUCAUUGCCAUUUGUAAAUGAUUUUUAGCUAGUUUGUUUAAUCUUUUCUAAGCAACAUUUGAGAUGUGAACAUUUAAGGAUAGACCUGUGCUGCAAGAUAGAUUCAGUUCUGGCGGUUUUAAAAUGUCUACAUUUAAAAAAAUGUCUUUUUAAAAUAAAAACUGUAAAUGUGAAAGUUUUUACUUUAAGCUAAAAAUUGUGUAUUAUAUGUAAUAAAAAUAAUAUAUAAACCUUUACAAUUUUGAAAUAAACCCACACUUGGAAAAACAGCA